Boeremia exigua is the source of this 2054-nucleotide messenger RNA. RefSeq lists its product as uncharacterized. Gene Ontology annotation, molecular function: zinc ion binding; cysteine-type deubiquitinase activity. The record is from RefSeq and is a predicted model, not a curated record. The transcript has a single exon. Gene Ontology annotation, biological process: protein deubiquitination; spliceosomal complex assembly; mRNA processing. The coding region runs from base 230 to 1915 and encodes 561 amino acids. Lineage: Eukaryota; Fungi; Ascomycota; Dothideomycetes; Pleosporales; Didymellaceae.
GUGGGGUGGUGGCCUUCGGACGCGACUUUUUCGAGCGGCCCGCGAUUUUGCAGUGUUUGGACAUGCGCACAGACCUUUGACGUUGCCUGGAGCUUGAAAGCUGCGCAACUCACUUACAGUAUCAUACCAUAUACUGCAAGACAAGAGAUACCGAGCUCCAACACCUCGUCGACAUAGGCUACCUCUCAAUUAGAAACGUCCGCAGCUUCUGCGAAUCCAACAAUCCGCAAUGUCCAAGCGACCGGCAUUUGAGCCUCUCGAAGAUGUCAUCGAUGCGCCGUCGCCAGCUUCUAAACGAGCGCGAGUCGAAGAUGUAGACAUGGACGAACCGCACACGAAUGGCGCGCCUUCGACUGGGCGACUCAUGUCUCCGCGACGGGGAGACCAAGACAAGGUCGACAUUCUAGGCGCAGAUGCUGAAGAGCACGAGGAGCUUGAGGAAGCAGGAGCGCUAGAUGAGGUUGACGAAGAUGAGUCUGCAAUGGCUGCACCGAGACGACAAACCGCGCCAGAAGCAGGAUACACCGACCUUUACCUCGACACAAUAAAUCGCAAAGUGCUCGACUUUGACUUCGAGAAGCUAUGCUCCGUUACGCUGUCGAACAUCAACGUCUACGCCUGCUUGGUUUGCGGCAAAUACUUCCAAGGAAGGGGGCCGAAGUCGCAAGCAUACUUUCAUGCGCUAGAAGAAGGGCAUCAUGUGUACGUCAACAUGGAGACAAAGAAGGUCUACGUGCUUCCAGAGGGCUACGAGGUGAAGUCGAAAUCAUUAGACGACAUCAGGUUUGUAGUAGAUCCGCGCAUGAGCAGGGAAGAAGUCGCGCGACUGGACAAGGAGCCAAAGGUGUCAUGGGAUCUGUUCAACAGAGAGUACAUCCCAGGCUUCGUGGGCAUGAACAACAUUAAAGCAAACGACUACUUCAACGUGGCGAUACAAGCCUUGUCGCAUGUCGUCCCUCUGCGAAACUACUUUAUGCUUGAAGACUUGUCGUCAAGACCGCAAAUUGCGCAACGAUUCAGCACUCUGGUCAGGAAGAUAUGGAAUCCCCGUGCAUUCAAGACCCAUGUAUCACCGCACGAACUGCUUCAGGAGAUUUCAAUGCGAUCGUCAAAGCGCUUCAGUCUGUCCGAGCAGUCAGACCCGGUUGACUUCCUCUCCUGGUUCCUCAACAAUCUCCACCUGGCUGUUGGCGGCUCAAAGACUAAACCCGGGUCGAGCAUCGUUCAGAAGGUUUUCCAAGGAACAAUGAAAAUCGAAUCGCAAGAGAUCACAGCACGCGCAGAUGCGGGAGAUCGGUUGAGAUUCGAGGAUGCUGCAGUCAAGUCGAGCAUCAGCAAGUUUCUUGUACUCACUCUAGAUCUGCCAGCUGCGCCGCUGUUCCAAGACGCGCUGGAGAAGAACAUCAUCCCUCAAGUGCCCUUGACUACGAUUCUCAACAAGUACAACGGCAUACAGCCACAAGAGAAGAUGAAAGACCGUGUACGGUAUCGCCUCCUGCAUCCUCUCCCACCAUAUCUGCUUUUCAACAUCAAGCGCUUUAGCAAGAACAAGUUCGUUUCCGAACGCAACCCAACGAUCGUUACGUUCCCAGUCACAUCUCUCGACAUGUCGCCGUACGUAGAGCCAAACCCAAGAGAGUACCCACCUGGCGAGCCGAUCUACUACGACCUGGUAGCCAACAUCACCCACGAAGCUGUGAAGAAGAAGGACGAUAGCGUAGAAGGAGAGCAAGAAUCCAAGGUCUGGAGAGUGCAGCUCAAGGAUAGGAGUCGAGACGAAUGGUACGGUAUUCAGGAUCUGUUCGUCGAGAAAGAGCAAGGCGAAACGCUCUUCACCAAGGAGGCAUAUGUAAUGGUUUGGGAGAGGCGGAGAACGAAGCCAGCUACCAAUGGCAAAAGCAAGGGCAAGGCCUAGUUCACAAGCGUUGCCGAAAGUUUUCGAGUUGGAGUAUGUAUGGGCAACGUAACAUUGGACGUGAACUUUGUCAGACCUAUUAAAUGUACAAAAGCCGCCUGUCAUUCCAGCAAGUGUGCCAAAGCUGGUGGCCUCGAUG